UCACGCGGGGCUUUUGCAGCGCCCGCCAUCAGCAGCAUCAAGAACUACACGACUACUAAUACUCGAUAUUCAUCUCUCUCCACAGCUCAUCGUCGCAUUAUCCCAUCGUCUACCAAAUCAAUUACCCAUUCUCAGAUACGCUCCACCACCAAAAUGUCUUUCAGCAACGCCGACACUGGUUCAAAGACCGCCGACCCUUACACGGCAAAGAACAAGGAUGAGCCCUCGCUCAAGACCAAGGUCGAGGACUUGAUCCAGUUCGCGGAGAAGAGCAAGUUCUGUCUCCUCACCACCAUCACACCGGACGGUCAAGUCGCCACUCGAUGCAUGGCAUUGGCCGGCAAGGAGAACAACGGAAUCGACUUCAUCUUCCACACAAACACCGAGUCUGGCAAGACAGACGACCUCGACGCCAAUCCCCAGGUCAACUUGGGAUUCCUGAACUCUAGCGGCGAGUGGGCAUCAAUCUCCGGCAAGGCCAAAGUCGUGACGGACCGCGAAGAGGUCAGGAAGCACUACUCUGAGCACCUCAAGGUCUGGCUCGGCGACCUUGGUGAUGGCAAGCACGAUGGUGGCCCAGAGGACCCGCGCAUCGGCGUGAUCAAGGUGCACUCCAACACAAUCCAGUAUGCCACCAGCCGCCGCAGCGCAAUUGGCGGCGCUGUUGAGCUCGUCAAGAGCUACGCUACUGGCGAGACCGCUCAAGUCAACAAGCUCCGACACAUCAGCGAGCAGGAGCUGGAACAAUGGCGCUCGUCAUAAGCGUUAUCAGCCAGCCACUGCCGUCACACAAUAACCAGCCAGCUCUUUGUCGCAUCGACCACGGAGGACAGCACCAGUGAGUUGGCCAGCUGCCGUUUGAACCACAACGAUGGGGCAUCGCGAAGAUGUUGAAAACGAGGACCGAUGACAUUGGCAAUCAGCCAUUAGGUCAUAGCCGCUUCACGCGCAAGGACAUAUGUGCAUGUAUACCGAAACGAAGACAAUGACGAAAGUUUGCAUGACCGUGAGCAGUGUCCGUGUGAUUACCGUUUGACGUUGGAGCAGAAUGACAGACGUACGGGAUCACAUACCAUCAACAACACGUGCCUUCCAGCGCAAAUCAUGAACUGUGACGCGAUCGAGUCAUGCUGCCGGACGAACGAUCGUCAAACGAAGUUUCGUUCGCUCGAGGUGCCGGCAGUCAUCAUUCGUAUCGACAACAUACGCCCGAGA
Dissoconium aciculare CBS 342.82 is the source of this 1215-nucleotide messenger RNA. RefSeq lists its product as uncharacterized. Bases 154 to 762 code for a protein of 202 amino acids. The record is from RefSeq and is a predicted model, not a curated record. Lineage: Eukaryota; Fungi; Ascomycota; Dothideomycetes; Mycosphaerellales; Dissoconiaceae. The transcript is spliced from 4 exons.